CAUGAGAAAAGUGAAAAAAUGGUCCGCUGCAACGACGGUUAAAGGCGUAAAUUAGCAUGUCCGCAAGCGGUAGUUUUACUUUCCGGACAACACCUAAUAGUGCCCACGUUACCGGAGGAGGUGCCCGCGGCGAAACUGAGGAUGAGCUCUCCGAGUCACAACACAACAGCCCAUCGUCGCACCAGCUUUCAGGACGAGGAUGAGGAUACGCUGACGGAACUGUCCCGGGAGUCGCCGGGAAGCAGCCAAGGAAGAAGCAGCAUCGGGUCAAUCCCGUGGGCAGAAGACGCUAUCAAACAGAACCAGACGGAAUGGGAACGAAUCGAUCGGAUGUUCUACGGCGAAGAGGAGCUACCGACGGAUCCGCGGCUCCGGGAAGAGAUCCUCGAAUGGACCGGGGUGUUUCCGUAUCUGCGCCUGGCGGGAGAAGGGAUUACCAUCGUCGAGUCGGUGCAUGCAAAGGCGAAUGAUCCGUUUCACGAGGAAGUGUUCGCAAUAGAUCCCCCGCUGGCCAGCCGAACUCGAUCAUCGCGAUCCGGCAAGGACAAGCAGCAGAUUGCGAAAGACCUCGAGUGUGAGCUCAGUUCAUGUGAACUGGACAAGUGUUUGUACAUCAGCUCUGGUCACACAUUCCGCAGCGGUCAGGUCAAAGCUGGUCGUCGCGCAGGGCCCGCGGACUCCGUGCCGGAGUACGUAGAUAAGGGAGAGAAGCCGUUCAGCCGAGUGAAGCCUCUCAACAGUUUGAUGGUACCUCAGGUGCCCAUAAUGCCGAUCGGUACACUGGGGCUGUUAAUCUCAACCCACCCCAUCGGAGCAGGCCAUUAUCAGACGCUAUCCGGCAGCAGGAAUUGCAGUGCACAAUCAGUUUCGUACGUAAGCCACAACAACGCCGACCACGGUGGUCGAAGUAGAAAUGUAAAUCUGCAGAGAAAGCUCGCACCGUUACCACACCGGCCAACGCAGCACCAGCAGUACCCUCAAAAACAGCCGAAAGUUAGCGAACCGACGGUUCUGUCGGCAUCAGCAACACAACAUCGCAUCCCACCGUUGACGAAGAACUACAAAUUUCUCGUGCAAAACAGUCACGUCGCUCCGACGCUGUUGGCCGAGAUUGAGCAGCGGCAUAGUAAGCUGACGGUGGUCAAAUCAGCCACCACUCGCUACAUGGCCUCAUCGCCAACGAAACACAUCUUUUCCCUCCCAUCGCUCGGCGCUGGGAUCGAAUCCUUGGGCCAUCAUCAUCAUCAUCAUCAUCAUCAUCACCACCACCACCGCCUUAACGGUGCUACGGUGCUGGAACGUAGUCCCGACAAGAAGCGUGCCUUCCGGUCGGAAGUGAUCGGUCGAUCGAUAUCGGCAGCCGUGACGCAGAAAGGAAAUCCAAUCUAGCAAUCUACAGUCUAGUAGCCGGUGGCUUUUACUCAGCUCGUACCAGUACGCUUCGAUUUACGCUAGUCUGCGCUAGAAUAGAUAGAGUGGUUCUUCAAUGAAAAAGUCCACCAACAUAGUUGUAAAAGUAUACAUGUAUAUUGUUAAGGAAUAAUCGUAUAAUGAAUAAACUGUCCAUAACA
Molecule: messenger RNA, 1571 nt
Organism: Anopheles aquasalis
Lineage: Eukaryota; Metazoa; Arthropoda; Insecta; Diptera; Culicidae
Source: RefSeq, a predicted model, not a curated record